AUGGGUGGAUGUUGCUCAUCCAGCCACACAGGGCAUUUAGGAUUUAGUUUAGAGCAUCAUCCAGAAAUAGACUUAUCACCAGAUAGAAGAGUGGCUACUUGGAAAAGUUCUGAAGAAAAUGUUACAGGCUGCUGCUUUUCAAACAGAGAAAUUCGAAAUAAUGAAAAAGUGUCAGUGAAAUUUUAUGGAACAGGCUAUGUAGAUGUUGGAUUGACUUCUAUGAAUCCAUUUUAUGCAGACUAUCCUCAUUUGAAGUAUUUAUAUGGACGUGUGCUAUAUUUUGAUCCUUGUGAAAUAGAAUUUCAGAUACGCGGAGAGAAUGUUGUAAUAUCAGAGAAUGGUGAAGUAAAAGCAGACACAGUACAUAUUGGUAGUGAAGAUCAUUGGUUGAUGAUAAAAUUAGGAUGUGGUGAAAUUGAGGUCAAAAUAAAAGAAUUAACAUAA
This is a messenger RNA of Lottia gigantea (owl limpet), 444 nucleotides long. RefSeq lists its product as hypothetical. Bases 1 to 444 code for a protein of 147 amino acids. NCBI's taxonomy places the organism in Eukaryota, Metazoa, Mollusca, Gastropoda, Lottiidae. The record is from RefSeq and is a predicted model, not a curated record. The transcript has 2 exons.